Molecule: messenger RNA, 817 nt
Organism: Paramecium octaurelia
Lineage: Eukaryota; Ciliophora; Oligohymenophorea; Peniculida; Parameciidae
Source: the annotation of a GenBank genome assembly
AUAUAUCCACAAUUAUACCUAUGGCUGAAAAAUAACAUAAAGUCUUUUAUAGAAAUCAUAUAUUGAUUGUACCAACCAGAAAUCUAGAUUUGCAACACAGGCAUUUUAUGUUGGAUAUCAUGAACAUUCUUCCACAUUCAAAAAAAGUACCCAUUAAUAAUAAUUAAGACAAAUAAAAUCAAGUACGAAUAGUUAAGAUAAGUUAUUCCUUCCCUUUGUGAAAAUCAUAAAUGUAAUUCAUUUAUAGUUUUCCAUACAAUAUCAAACCAACUUAUCUUAGUUUUCGGUUCAUACCCAUCAGGACCUACAGUAAAAUUCUCUGUUCUUAAUAGUAUUUAUUAAAAACUAACUUAUAGUUACUACUAUCAAAGAUCUAUAAUUGGCCGGCAAUUUUUCAAAAAAGGGUAGAGUUCUACUUUAAUUUGACUAAAGAUUUAAUAAUAUCACUAAGUACAAAUUACUCAAAGAAAUAAUUACUCUCUUGUUCAAUGUUUCUUAGGCUAGAUUUACUGAUAAUUUUAUUGAUAGAAUUUUCACUUUUACAACUGAAGGUGAAGCACAAAAUAGAAUUUGGUUUAGAUAAUUUGAAAUUUUUGAAUAAAAAAAUUUGAGAGAAAUCGGUCCAAGAUUUGGAUUAGAAUUGAUUUCUAUUGAAGAAGGUUUAGCUUAAGGAAAUAUGUUGUAUUAAGGAUAGUAAAUUGAUGCAUCGCAAACUAAACUUAAAUAAAAAAUAAGAAAAAGUGAAAAAAAAUUUGAAAAAAUUUUAAAUGAAAUCAAUUUAAAGGAAGAAGAAAUUGAAAUUGAAGAAAGUGAUUGA